AUGGUGUCGUGGCAGAGCAUUCAGUCGUUCCUGAUCUUCUUCGGACCCAUACUGCUGCCGCGAGUAUUGGCCACAUACCGCUCGCUUCGUUCGAGGCCGGCCUCUCAAAUCCGACCCUUACCUCAGCGGACUUCCUUUGCACUGACCGUUCUGUUCCUCUCCGGCCUCAUUGCAUUCCUGUCGACCUUUCCUCUCUUCAGCCCUGCAAACGUCUUCCGGCAAACGCAGUCACGGCUUCAGACUUCCGCCGGCGUACUGUCGACACGGCUGGCUGCCCUACGGCCGCUGACUGCCCAGGAUGAGAAGCUAAGACAAGUGCUUGAUGACGGUGGCCUUGAUGCAAGGCUCAUCUACGCUCGCUAUGGACCGCACAUACUCACAACAUGUCCGUUUGCGAAGCCGGGAGACGUCGAUGCCGGGCUUGCCUACUUGUUCUACGCACUCCCUUCCAUGCUGACUCCGCACUUGCUGCACCUCAUUGCCCUCGGGACUGCGACUUCUGGCAUGCUCUGCGGACAGGAAGGCGCCAAAUGGCGAAACAUGGCUACAAUAUCUGGUAUCGUCCUCGGCGCUGCGGAAGUGCUCUUCAUCGCCUACUACGACGACAAGCCUAACAUGCGAAGCACGCGACUCAGCGAAAUAGACUUUGUCCACUGGAAAAUGCAGGUUUGGCGCGGUCUUGCCAUAGCCGCCGUAGACGGCAUUCUAGGCUGGGUCAUCUGGCUUCAAGCUACCGGAAGGGCAUUCGUGGCGCCGCCGUCAGCCUCUGAGCGGAUCGUCAAUCAUGCCCGCGCACUAGAAGGCCUAUUAGUGAAGGCGAAGAGCGUUGGCAUUGUCCGUAAUGGUACGGCCAGGGACGCUGCCAUGCGGAGUAAGGUCGACGAGUACUGGAUGAAGGAGGGCGAGGUGAUGAGAGAUGUGUUUGAGCAGCCGGAAGUGCUUGAGGCGCAGCGGAGCACUUUGGCAAGGCUUGACGUGGCCCGCAUCAGCCGUGAUGCGGAAGGUUAUGUGGAUACUGUGCUGCGAGGAGUGCAGUCUCCUCCGAAUCCCGUUGCUGCUCGUUGA
Baudoinia panamericana UAMH 10762 is the source of this 1065-nucleotide messenger RNA. RefSeq lists its product as uncharacterized. The record is from RefSeq and is a predicted model, not a curated record. The coding region runs from base 1 to 1065 and encodes 354 amino acids. The transcript is spliced from 2 exons. Lineage: Eukaryota; Fungi; Ascomycota; Dothideomycetes; Mycosphaerellales; Teratosphaeriaceae.